This is a messenger RNA of Pseudophryne corroboree (corroboree frog), 1402 nucleotides long. Its product is annotated as IST1 homolog. The transcript has 10 exons. The record is from RefSeq and is a predicted model, not a curated record. Bases 173 to 1225 code for a protein of 350 amino acids. Lineage: Eukaryota; Metazoa; Chordata; Amphibia; Anura; Myobatrachidae. Gene Ontology annotation, biological process: protein transport.
AUCACGUGAGACACACCCAUGAUGAUGUCACCACACAGAACACGUGCCCACUUGUUUGCAAUAGCACUCACACAUCCAGUCAGACUGCUCAGUCCCUGGACUACAUCUUCUACGUCGUCUCUUUCCUCUGCUGCUAGGACCCAACCGAAACCAGCACAGAGGAAGAGUCAGCAUGUUGAGCUCAGGGUUCAAGGCUGAACGCCUGCGAGUCAAUCUAAGGCUUGCGAUCAACCGCCUGAAACUACUGGAAAAGAAGAAGACUGAAAUGGCAAUGAAGGCCAGGAAGGAGAUUGCAGACUAUUUAUCAUGCCGAAAGGAUGAGAGAGCGCGGAUCCGGGUGGAGCACAUUAUCCGAGAAGACUACCUGGUGGAGGCCAUGGAGAUCCUGGAACUGUACUGCGACCUGCUCCUGGCACGGUUUGGAUUAAUCCAUUCUAUGAAGGAGCUGGACCCAGGCCUGGCUGAAGCUGUGUCCACUCUGAUCUGGGCGGCACCUCGUCUGCAGACUGAAGUCUCCGAACUGAAGACAGUGGCCAGUCAGCUUUGUCAUAAAUACAGCAAAGAAUAUGGAAACCUCUGUCGGUCAAACCAGAUCGGAACAGUCAGCCAAAGACUGAUGCAUAAACUGGGCACGGAAGCACCUCCCAAAAUCCUGGUGGAGAGAUAUCUGAUUGAGAUCGCCAAAAACUACAAUGUCCAAUAUGAGCCAGAUGCAAUGGUUAUGAGUGAAGCGCCCUCUGGAUUUGAAGUUGACGGCUGUGACAUUGGGUUUAUUAACAAUGAUAGGAAAGGAGGUCCUGGCAGCGGGGGAGCUGGCGGCGGUGAUUUCAGGAGCAACGCAAUAUGUCCUUAUCCCCAGAUAUCAAAACCUCUCCCGGAUGCAGACGUUGGGAUCUAUGAAGAGUGUACGUUUAUGCAUCCACCUCCAAGAGGGAAAACAGAGCCCUCGUUCCCAGGCAUUCCUUUCAACUAUCAUCUGCUGAAACCUCCUGGACCAGACUCCCAGGUGUUUCCUGCACGGGAUAUGGGUGCUGACACUAAGCCAGGAAUUCCAUGGAACACAAACCACGUCCCUGAGAAGUAUGACCAUUUGCCGCUGCCCAAGCUCCCAUCUGUACCAGCCAGCCCUGCUCAUAUUUCCCCGACAUCUGAUCCCUCAGCAUAUGAGGAUAUAGACUUUGAGGAUCUGUCAAAAAGACUGGAGGACCUUAAAAAGAAGACGUAAGGUCCCUGCUGGGAUUUCAUGGAGAAGAGACAGAUGCUGUAUAUUUUGUGUAAACUUCUGCCUGAAAUGUUUUAUCUGUAGCUGGGCCUGAGGCGUCCUGUGCCUCAUUCUCACAAAUCAUAAUCACUGAUCCACCGUCUUGUCAAUAAAAGUCUAUACGCUUCUGAUUUGCUGUUA